AUGCGGAAAGUUUCAUCGUGUCUGUGCCAGGAGCCCGAGCCCUGCCGGCCUGGCUUCAGCGCGGAGACCUACACGUUCCCGGUCGCCCGGCGCCACUUGGAGAGAGGCAGAGUUCUGGGCAGAGUGAGUUUUGAAGGAUGCACGGGUCGGCCAAGGACAGUCUACUACUCCGAGGACACCCGAUUCAAAGUGGCUACCGACGGGGUGGUGACAGUCAAACGGCAUCUACAACUUCACACUCCACAGACCAGCUUUCUUGUCCAUGCCUGGGACUCCACCCGCAGAAAGUUCUCGACCAAAGUGACGCUGAAGGCUACUGAGCAGCUCCACCACCGCCACCACCUACAUGACCACCACCAACAUGACCACCAACAACGGCAUCAUGACCCUGUGGCUGGGCCCCAGAAAGAAGUACUCAUGUUUCCCAGCGUUCACCACGGGGGCCUUCGAAGACAGAAGAGAGACUGGGUUAUCCCUCCAAUCAGCUGCCCAGAAAAUGAAAAGGGCCCAUUUCCUAAGAACCUGGUUCGGAUCAAAUCUAGCAGGGACAAAGAAAUUGAAGUUUUCUACAGCAUCACUGGUGAAGGAGCCGACAGACCUCCUGUUGGUGUGUUUGUGAUUGAAAGAAAAACCGGAUGGCUGAAGGUGACCCAGCCUCUGGAUAGAGAAGAAAUAUCCAACUACACGCUCUUGUCUCAUGCCGUGUCUUCGAAUGGAGAGUCCAUUGAAGACCCGAUGGAGAUUGUGAUCACGGUGACGGAUCAGAAUGACAACAAGCCCAUCUUCACCCAGGAAGUCUUUGAAGGGUCUGUCAUGGAAGGCGCUGUCCCAGGAACCCCGGUGAUGCAGGUCACAGCCACAGAUGCAGAUGACGAUGUGAACACCUACAACGCCGCCAUCGUUUACACCAUCGAAGACCAAGAGCCUAAGCUGCCUUACGACAACAUGUUCACCAUCAACCGCGACACAGGAGUCAUUGGCGUGGUCACCGCCGGGCUGGACCGAGAGAGUGUUCCUCAGUACACCCUGGUGGUUAAAGCUACUGACCUUCAAGGAGACGGCUUAAGCACAACAGCGAAAGCUGUGAUCUUCAUCACUGAUACCAACGACAACCCACCCGUCUUCAAUCCGACCGUGUAUGUUGGUAAGGUUUUUGAGAAUGUUGUGGAUGCGACAAUCACCACCCUCAAAGUGACUGAUGCUGAUGUCCCCAACACCCCCGCAUGGGUGGCCAAGUACUACAUAUUGAAUGAUGAACAGGAGCAAUUUGUUGUGAUCACAGAUCCAAUAACAAACGAUGGCAUUUUGAAAACGGCCAAGGGCUUAGAUUUUGAGGCCAAGCAGCAGUACACUCUCUUUGUGGCCGUGGAAAAUGUGGACCCCUUUACAGUCACUCUUCCCACCUCGACAGCCACAGUGACUGUAAACGUGGUGGAUGUGAACGAAGCUCCCAUUUUCAUGCCUCCUGUCAAGAAAGUGGAAGUGUCCGAAGACUUUACCGUGGGCCAGGAAAUUACAUCUUAUACUGCCCAGGAACCAGACAAGUUUAUGGAACAAAAGAUAUCGUAUCGAAUCUGGAGGGACUCUGCCAACUGGCUGGAGAUUGAUUCAGAGACGGGGGCCAUUUCCACCCGGGCCGAGCUGGACAGAGAGGCCGAGGACCACGUGAAGAACAGCACAUACACAGCUCUCAUUAUCGCGACCGAUGAUGGUUCUCCCAUCGCAACUGGCACAGGAACCCUUAUCCUGAUCCUCUCUGAUGUGAAUGACAAUGGCCCCAUACCAGACCCUCGCAAGAUGGACUUUUGCCAGAGGGACCCACAGCCCCAUACCAUCAACAUCAUCGAUCCCGAUCUUCCACCCAACACUUCCCCAUUCAGAGCAGAACUGACGCAUGGGGCCAGUGUCAACUGGUCCAUUGAAUACACAGAUGCAGCCCAAGAAUCUCUCAUCUUGAUGCCAAAGGGCCAUUUAGAGCUGGGCGACUACAAAAUCAACCUCAAGCUCACGGAUAACCAGAACAAAGACCAGGUGACCACCUUGGAUGUGCUGGUGUGCGACUGCAAAGGGGCUGUCAACAACUGUAAGAGGACUGUGGCGUUGGCCGAGGCAGGCCUGCCGGUCCCUGCUAUCCUGGGGAUUCUUGGAGGGAUCCUCGCUUUCCUGAUCCUGAUUCUGCUGCUCCUGCUCUUUGUUCGGCGGAGAAGAGUGGUCAAGGAACCCUUACUGCCCCCAGAAGAUGACACUCGGGACAAUGUUUAUUACUACGAUGAAGAAGGAGGUGGAGAAGAGGACCAGGACUUUGACCUGAGCCAGCUGCACAGGGGCCUGGAUGCUCGCCCUGAAGUGAUCCGCAACGAUGUGGCACCAACCCUCAUGAGCGUCCCCCAGUACCGUCCCCGCCCUGCCAACCCGGAUGAGAUCGGAAACUUCAUUGUCGAAAACCUGAAGGCUGCCGAUAGCGACCCCACGGCUCCCCCGUACGACUCUCUGCUGGUGUUCGACUAUGAAGGAAGUGGUUCCGAAGCGGCCAGUCUGAGCUCCCUGAACUCCUCGGAGUCGGACCGAGACCAGGACUACGACUACUUGAACGAAUGGGGCAAUCGCUUCAAGAAGCUGGCCGACAUGUACGGAGGCGGCGAGGAUGACUAGGGGACUUACCGAGGAGGAGAGCGAGCCAUCCCCACACCCCUGUGACGACAGAACACGCAGAAGGAACGUCCCUCUUGGUUUUCAGCUCCCUUCACUUGCGAUGAGUUCUGGGCAAGAGAGACCGCAGUCGGUCUUGCGUUAGGAUUGCUCUGAUUUCUGCUUUGUUAUUCGAACCUGUUUGUGUUAGAGAGGCUUUGACUUGUCUCCUGAAUCCUUUUUCCUUUCAGCCCUCUCUACAUAGUGAGAAUGUCGAAAAAGACCCCUAAACUUUUUUACUCUUUCCAAAGAACCGCUGCAGCCUCCGGAUGCUGUCCACCCCUCACGGAUGGCCCCAGGGUCUCUGUCUCAUUUUCAGAAGGAAGGAGGGGUUGAUUGCCCUGUUUUUGUUGUUUGGUAUACGUGAUUUCUUCUUAAUUUGUGGGUUGUUUCUCAACACUGCCCUGGUGUCCCAUGUCCUAAUACCCACGCUUCCUCCUCCUGAAUUCCACUGCGCUGAGCCGGACGGGAUUCUCUGAGCUGAGUUCAAGACCGCCAGAACUUUCCAGGUCACGGGCAGCGGGUCUUAACACUGGCUAGAUCUCCACUGGGGACUACUGCAUACGUUCAAGACCCUUGACCUAUUUUUUAUUUUGUAUGUAACUUGAAACAGGCACCUACCUAUCCAUUGACUGGCUUUGAGUAGGAAUGUGUGUGAUGUGAAUGUCAUUGUGGGGCACACUGCUUCUCAGCAGGGUGCUUUGAGCAGUAACCAUGGGGAGUCUUCAAGUGCCACUUAAUUUUUAAUGUGGAACAAAAUCACUGGAACAAAAUCAGUGACAUGUUCAAGACUUAGAAUAGUGCCUAAAGUGCUGUAGCCAAAAUCGGAAGCCAGCGAUGAAGAGCAGACUGGAUGUGCAGAGUGAGAGGGUGAGGGCUUGAGGUGGGUGGAGGUGGGUUCAGUGUUGAACCUGGCAGUUGGGUAGACUGAUGUUGUGGGUGGCCGAGAGGUGGGUCUACUCAUAUCUGUGAACAUUCUUCCAGAAUGGAAACAUCUCAACAUAUUUCUUCCCAGGAUGCUUAUACUCUGUACCCGAAGCGCAGACUUCCCAAGUGCCUGCUUUUGGUCAGGUCUACAGAAAACGCUGGCUGAUCUGGGUGCAUUUGUCCCAAAUUUGAAGUGUGUGUGUAGAAAAUGGAGAAUAUUAGAAAACUCAUAUUCUUUCUUAGGAGCAGA
Messenger RNA from Echinops telfairi (small Madagascar hedgehog), 3865 nucleotides. It is a transcript of the gene CDH1, whose product is annotated as cadherin 1. Gene Ontology annotation, cellular component: adherens junction; plasma membrane; catenin complex. Gene Ontology annotation, biological process: multicellular organism development; calcium-dependent cell-cell adhesion; cell morphogenesis. The transcript is spliced from 16 exons. Gene Ontology annotation, molecular function: cadherin binding; calcium ion binding. The record is from RefSeq and is a predicted model, not a curated record. Bases 1 to 2652 code for a protein of 883 amino acids. NCBI's taxonomy places the organism in Eukaryota, Metazoa, Chordata, Mammalia, Afrosoricida, Tenrecidae.